Molecule: messenger RNA, 2073 nt
Organism: Pseudophryne corroboree (corroboree frog)
Lineage: Eukaryota; Metazoa; Chordata; Amphibia; Anura; Myobatrachidae
Product: cytochrome P450 2K6-like
Exons: 10
Coding region: 389-1870 (493 amino acids)
Biological process (GO): xenobiotic metabolic process
Cellular component (GO): intracellular membrane-bounded organelle; cytoplasm
Molecular function (GO): oxidoreductase activity, acting on paired donors, with incorporation or reduction of molecular oxygen, reduced flavin or flavoprotein as one donor, and incorporation of one atom of oxygen; iron ion binding; heme binding
Source: RefSeq, a predicted model, not a curated record
GAGAUCUGGCAGGGGUUAAAUACAUCCAUAUAGCCUCAAGGGCUAUAUGUGAUGUAUUUUAGCCAUAAAAAGGUAUUAUACAUUGCUGCCCAGGGCGCCCCCCCAGCGCCCUGCACCCUCAGUGACAGUUGGUGACUGUUGGUGAAGUGUGCUGACAACAAUGGCGCACAGCUGCAGUGCUGUGCGCUACCUUAUGAAGACUGAAAGUCUUCUGCCGCCUGUUUCUGGACCUCUUCAACUUCGGCAUCUGCAAGGGGGGUCGGCGGCACGGCUCCGGGACGAACCCCAGGGUGAGACCUGUGUUCCGACUCCCUCUGGAGCUAAUGGUGUCCAGUAGCCUAAGAAGCAAAUCCAUCCUGCACGCAGUGAUCUCGGCUUUGCUGAAGUCAUGGAUUUCUCUCAUCCGAUCACAAUUCUCCUGUACAUUAUAACGUGUGUUUUUGUGGCUGCUGUUUUAUACAAGCGGAAGUCACGCAUUCAUCCGAAUUAUCCUCCUGGACCAUGGCCUUUCCCAAUCAUAGGAAACAUUCACAUUUUGAACUUCAAGAGACCCCACGUAACAAUCCAAAAGCUGGCUAAGAAGUACGGUUCGGUGUUCAGCAUAGAAAUAGGGUGUCAGAAGAUGGUUGUCUUGUGCGGGUGUGAGACUGUGAGAGACGCUCUGGUGAACCAUGCAGAGGAGUUUUCUGAAAGGCCCACCAUACCAAGUUUUGAAAAUCUAACAAAGGGUUAUGGUGUUGCAUUAUCUAAUGGGCAUAGCUGGAAAGCGAUGAAACAAUUUACCAUCUCUACACUACGAGACUUUGGUGUGGGAAAGAAUAUCAUAGAAGAGAAGAUAAAUUACGAAUCCGAUUGGUUAGUAAAAAUGAUUGGGUCCUUUAAAGGAAAACCGUUUGAUAACACCAUGAUACUGAACACCGCUGUAGCCAAUAUAAUUGUAUCCAUCUUGAUCGGUCAACGCUUUGAGUAUGACGAUCCAAAACUUCAGAGGCUUAUGACAUUAGUGAUGGAUAGUGUCAGAAUGCUGGGCAGCCCAAGUGUCUUUAUGUACAAUGCGUUCCCAUCUCUGAUGAGCUGGUUUCCUGGAGGUUUCAAAACUGUGCAAGAGAAGAUAGAUGAAUUUCACUCAUUUAUCAGGGAGACGUUGACGAGCAGGAAGAAUCACCUGGAUGUAAACGACCAGAGGAAUCUUAUCGACCGGUUCCUUGUCAAACAAAAAGAGGAAAAACCAAAUCCGGAAUUAUAUUUCCAUGAUAACAAUUUAACAGUUCUUGUAACGGACUUAUUUGCUACUGGAACGGAGACGACCUCCGCUACCCUGAGAUGGGGCCUCCUGCUCAUGAUGAAAUAUCCUCAAAUUCAAAAAAAUGUUCAAACUGAAAUUGAAAAGGUAAUUGGGGAGGCUGAGCCUCUAAUGCUACAUCGCAAGCAAAUGCCGUAUACUGACGCGGUCAUCCAUGAGAUUCAGCGGUUUGCGAAUAUUGUACCUACUAAUGGCCCACGUAUGACUACUCAAGAUGUCACGUUCAAGGGUUUCUUUCUACCAAAAGGGACUUAUAUAAUGCCAUUGCUGUCAUCUGUACUACAAGACAAAGAGUACUUUGAGAGACCUGAUGAAUUUUACCCUCAACACUUCCUGGAUUCUGAUGGAAAUUUAGUUAGCAAUGAAGCAUUUUUACCAUUUUCUGCUGGUAAAAGAGGUUGUGUUGGAGAGAAUUUGGCUAAAAUGGAACUGUUUCUGUUCUUUACAAGACUGCUGCAGAACUUCACUUUCCAGGCUCCUCCUGGGGCUAAGCUGGACCUCCGUGCUGCUGUUGGUUUAUCUGUCAAUCCAGAAAAACACAAGAUCUGUGCGAUUGCACGCAACUAAUGUGGAACAAGUCACCACUAUCAGCAUUUAUUAGCUCUGGCAAAAAGAUACAUUCAAACCGGCAUAGUUGCUGGUCUGAAAUAUGUCAUAUUGGCAUGACCCCCUUCCCACCCCUAUUCUGCCUUUCUGGUCGUAUAUGUUGCAUCCAUAAUGCAUCUCACUCUACAAUGGCACAUUUGGGACUGUUCACUUUCUGGACAUGU